AAUGUGACGUGGCGGAGCAGAAUAUUUCAAUAAUUCUAAAUGGCAUCGAAUCGGAAUUGAAAUUCUCGACGGGCCAGCAGGAUAACAAGGAGGAACUGGAAAAGGCUGAUGCUUUUCUUGUAAUCUACUCUUGCAUUGACAAGGAGUCAUUCACACGCGCCAAACAUAUUCUCUCACGACUGCAGGACAUGGAUUUGACACGUACUCGUCCGAUUAUUUUGGUGGCGAAUAAAAUUGAUUUAGCCCGCUCACGUGCGGUCUCCUCGCAAGAUGGCAAAUGUGUCGCUUGCACUUUUGGCGCCAAAUUCAUUGAAGUUUCGGCUGGCAUCAAUCACAAUUGCGACGACUUACUGGCUGGCACUUUGACACAAAUUCGUCUCAAAAAGGAUCAAAAUUUACUGCAAAAUCCAGAUGGUACUUUACGUACAACCAAUAAAAAAUCCAAAGAAAAGCACAAAGAUAAAGAUAAUAAAUAUAAAGAAAGAGAAAAAGUUAUUGACAAUGCUUUAGAGCAUAAUGGCGCUGAUUGUGUAAAUGAGAAAAACUCUGAAAAUUUGGGCAAUCGAGAUGGCGCCUCCUCGCCAGCGCAUUGGUAUAAGAGUCGUAGCGUUGUGUUGGCCAGCAUGAAAGCACGCCAAAUGCUCACCUGGAUACUGGGUAAAGAGGAUUCGAAAUUUAAACAUUGCGAGAAUUUGCAAGUACUCUAAAGAGUAGCAGCGCGAAUGGUAUGCGGAGAAAUAAAUAUUAUCGGACUGGCAGAGAAAUGUAAUUAAGCCGUAUGUACUUAGCUAUGCAUCUACAUAUGUAUGUAUAAUGAAAAUAAGCGAAACGAAGUAGUAUGUGGGUGUAGAUAAAGUACUUCGUAAUAAUAGAUGUAUCUAACGUAUAUGUAAUAUACCAUUUAACUACUUUAAUUAUAUACAUAUGUACAUAUGUGUGUAUGUAUGUAUGUGUAUUUCUAUAUUGGGUUAAGUGUAUUAAGUACUAAAACUUACUUGAAAGUCUCUAGGUUAGGUGUGACAUGAAUCAAUAUUCUUAUACCGAUUGUAGGUAGAUUACCCUUAGAUAUAGUUAUGUAGAUAUGUUGUAUAUAAUUGUAAAAAAAAAAAAAAAUUCUUAAAGUGUCAUAGUUUUACAACGAUGCAAUAGCAUUGUAUACAUAUUAUGUAUAGUUUAGCGGCUACUUAAGUGCUGCUAAGCUAUUGUAUCUACAUACCUAUGUAUAUCCGUGGUGAUACAUUUUUUGAACUCAAAAUC
Molecule: messenger RNA, 1257 nt
Organism: Rhagoletis zephyria (snowberry fruit fly)
Lineage: Eukaryota; Metazoa; Arthropoda; Insecta; Diptera; Tephritidae
Product: GTP-binding protein GEM-like
Cellular component (GO): plasma membrane
Molecular function (GO): GTP binding; GTPase activity; calcium channel regulator activity
Source: RefSeq, a predicted model, not a curated record